Cladocopium goreaui is the source of this 492-nucleotide messenger RNA. Lineage: Eukaryota; Dinophyceae; Suessiales; Symbiodiniaceae. The record is from the annotation of a GenBank genome assembly.
AUGUUCACAUGGAUUGAGCCGCGCAGAAUAGUCAGAUUUCAAUCAAACUUUGACCCUAGGCUUUUUUGGGCACUGACUGCACUGUACCCAGCAAGUCCAGGGUUUCUUCACAUUCCGAACACGGUGGGCCCUUCUAGUCUCACAGUCAUGGCCACCAAGAAGCAAUCCAAGGCGUCAAAGUCGCAGGACUCCAUCAAUGCGCGAUUGCAGCUGGUCAUGAAGAGCGGAAAGUACAGCUUGGGCGUGAAGACCACUCUGAAGACCUUGAGGCAGGGCAAGUCCAAGUUGGUGUUAAUCUCCAACAACUGCCCUGCAUUGCGCAAGAGUGAGAUCGAGUACUAUGCCAUGCUCGCUAAGACUGGUGUGCACCACUUUCAUGGUGACAACAACGAGCUGGGCACUGCAUGCGGCCGCUACUACCGUGUGAGCUGCCUCUCCAUCACCGAUCCGGGCGACUCAGACAUCAUUCGCACCUUGCCGGGUCAGGAGUGA